AUGGCGUCAUCCUACAACGGCCCUCAAAAUGUGCAGACUUUCGAGCACUUCGCACAGGAGAGACUCGAUGAGGACGUUGAGUCUAGCACCAGCGUUUCAUCACACGCUAAAGAGUUACCUCUUCGUACGUCCUUGGUCCGAGAUUCAAUGAAGAAGAAAAUCUUCGCAUACAUGGACAAGGGCGACAGAAGCGCAGAUAUCGAACUCAAAAGCGGCCUCUCGCACCCGAGAGUCAAGCAUUAUAGACGUAUGUGGAAGGACGAGAGGCAUGAUCCUCGUCUUCGGUCCAAGAAGAGGUUGAGAAGGAAGGCACGGAGCCGAGUACCAUCGUAUGAGCCAUUUCAGCUUCCCCUACGAUUAAAGUCAGCCUGUGAUGAAAAGCCCGAAUUAUUCCAAGUCGGCAAGAGCGUCGGAGACAAAAAGGCAAGCAAAAGCACCGUGCCGCCAGGGGACUAA
Messenger RNA from Letharia columbiana, 456 nucleotides. RefSeq lists its product as uncharacterized. The record is from RefSeq and is a predicted model, not a curated record. The coding region runs from base 1 to 456 and encodes 151 amino acids. The transcript has a single exon. NCBI's taxonomy places the organism in Eukaryota, Fungi, Ascomycota, Lecanoromycetes, Lecanorales, Parmeliaceae.